AUGGCACUCAAACAAGGCCCUCAUUUAUUCCCACUGUACCUAAAACGGUUUGGCAGGCUAUAUGGAGCUGUCCUACUCGCCCAAAAAUUAGGAAUUUUCUUUGGAAAGCCUGUACGUGCUUCUGGUCUUGCUACUGGGGAGGGCCUCUCUAACCGUCAAAUAUCUAUUGAUCCUCAAUGCCACAGAUGUGGAGCGUCCCCUGAAACCACGACUCACAUUCUUAUUGAAUGUUCUUUUGCCCAAGCAGCUUGGUUUGCCUGCCCUCUCUCUGUUAAUUUGUCGACCACUGCUCCUAACAUUCCAGAUAUCAGUGCUUGGAUCUCUCACUUGUUAGAUAUUUCAAAGAGGGAUAAAGCUCAAGGCCGCUGGGUGCAAGGACUCUCCUCCUUUAUGUGUUGGUAUAUUUGGCGUGCACGCAAUGAGUCUCUUCAUAAUGGUACUGUGAUCUCCCCUAUGGAUGUCUUGGCUCUGGCCUCCAAAGCUUUUCAUGAGUUUCUUUCUGCCUCAGAGAGUGGUAAGGUGUGUUCCCCUUCGUCAGCACCUUUGGUAGACCUGUCGAUUAAAUGGACUCCUCCCCCUGCUGGAUUCUUAAACCUCAACUGUGAUGCUUCCCUUCAGCAGGAUAAUCCCCUUGGAGGACUCGGUUGUGUUAUUAGCAACUCGGCUGGUAAACCAAUCUUAGCCUGCUCCUACCCGGCUUCCUUUUCUACCAUUGCUCAAGGAGAAGCGUUAGCUAUUCGAAUUGGCCUGAUGCAUGCGAUCCCGGAAGGAAUUGAUCGUCUCAUCGUGGAAUCGGAUAAUAAGGCUAUUAUCCACCUGUUGGCAGACCCCUCAGCCCGGCCUCCAGUCGAGAUUCUCCCUGUAAUAGAGGACAUUACAUUUUUACUUCCCUGUUUUGUUGAAUGUUCCUUUGUUUUUAUUCCAAGGCUUAUCAACAAUGUAGCUGAUACCUUGGCUAGGAGGGCCUUUUCUCUCGAGAGUGAGAUGAUCUGGCUGUUGUCCUCUGCAUGGCUGACCCAGUUGUGUAACUCGGACUCCAUGUGUACUUCACUCUCCUAG
Telopea speciosissima is the source of this 1059-nucleotide messenger RNA. RefSeq lists its product as uncharacterized. The transcript has a single exon. NCBI's taxonomy places the organism in Eukaryota, Viridiplantae, Streptophyta, Magnoliopsida, Proteales, Proteaceae. The record is from RefSeq and is a predicted model, not a curated record. Gene Ontology annotation, molecular function: RNA-DNA hybrid ribonuclease activity; nucleic acid binding. Bases 1 to 1059 code for a protein of 352 amino acids.